CACUGUAGUUGUAAUAACAAAAAUAAUAGUAAUACAGUAAUGAUGGCAAAAGUAAUAAUGGUAGUGGUAGUAGUAUGAGUAGUUGGUUAUAAGAGCAUAGUUUUAGGGAAAACAUUAUGAAGGGUUGUGUGCUUCCUUCCCUUGAUCAGGAAAAAAAUGAAAAUCAGGAUCUAAAUUAUGGAUUUUUUGGUUAUUCAGGCUGUAAUUAUCCGGUGUCUCCCGGUUUAUAUGUACAAUACUGCAUUUAUAUUGGACUGACUUGGACAUUAUCUUACAGGGUGUGUGAUUGUGAUGGUGGCGGCCCUGGUGGGAUGUUGCUUCUGUGUAGAGAUGGCCAAGAUCACGGACAAGCAUUCCCGAACCCUGACAUCUUCCACCCUGGAGUGGGUGGACCUGGAGUCUGGCCAAACUCCGCCUUCCAAUGCCCUCACCAUCACUGAGGAUGGACCUCUGUGGUGCCGGGCACGACAUAGUGCCAACUGGAUAUCUGGAGCCGUGAAGGAUGGCAAGUGCCACAUUCCAUUUAUUAAUCAAGUGUUUGAGAAGCUUGAAUAUGAGGUGCUAGUGUCCAUCAAUGACUCAGCCAGAGUGGUGCCCAAGGAGUGGGAUCGUCUCAGAGCUAUUCCUCUUCAUGGAAUCACCACCUCAACAAUGUUGCUGGCCAUCGCCAAGUCUGAUGAAGGUGAUGUCUCUCCUGGCUACGUCGACUCUAAAAAGCGCCGUGCUUAUCUACUGAAGGAUGGCAAGUACCAGGAACAGACCAGUGCCACCAUUUUGACUGAGGACGAACCCAAGAGUUAUAAAGUGGAUCACGUGGUGAGGGAUGAGGAGCACAGUCAGACCACCACUUCAGAAGAAGUUGUGUCCAAUACAACAUUAACCAACCCGGGGGUAGAGGAACAGGAGAUAAGCGAAACGCUGGACUAUACCGCCAGGGAGAUUGUUUACUGGGGUCGUGUUAGGGGAACUAUUACUGGCCUGGAAACUACUGUCAUGGAUCCUUCAGGGAAUGUGAAGGAAAUCACCUGGGGCAUUGAGAAUGAACUGGCUCACAUGGUGCAGCAGCUGGUGAAGUUUAAGUUGCCACCUGGUGCUGGCAUCAAUGUGGACUUAAUUGCUGUAAUGCAUAAGUAUGAAGCCCCAUACUUAGCCAAGUUGACAGCCGUGUAUGAAGAUGAAGUACGUCGCUCACGCACCAUCACUGGCCUUCAUAUCCACACUUAUUUGGCUGAACUACGAGCUAAUUUCUCGAGGCCUUUUUACCUCUCAGACAAUACUGAGAUUGAAGGAGAAUUUUUAACCUCACAAAUUCUUGUUCACUCCACCACGACCACAACCACAACUACCACAACACCAACAACUGAUGGAGGUUCAACCUUAGAUGAUAAAAAGCCUCAAUCUGACUCCUUAGCUACGACAGAAAGUGAGAACCAGCUGCCCACAGCCCAGCAGGUGAGCGCAAGUGAUACAACCACAGCGGCACUGCCAGGACUCGUGUUAUUAUGUUGUUCUCUUUUGUUGGUAUUCCAUCUACCUGCCAGGCACUGAGUUGGUUGUAUACAACACAUAUAAUGUCUGAGUCUACCACAACUCAUCCCCCACUUCUGCAUAAUAGCAGCAACACCCGGUUGAGUGAACAACGUAAGGCAGAUGACAGUGGGAGUGACUCCGAGGAUCAUUUUUCAUCAUAUAUAUUCACUCUGUCAUCUGCAGGUUCCGGGAGUCCUGUAUACUGUCAUCAGUAUUUAUUGCAAAAGAAUAUCACUUGACAAUUUUCAGUAUUAUAAGCUUGCUGUAAAUUAUAUAUGAUGUUGUCUUAAGCAUACUGGUAUCUUUCACAUUGAGGGAAGAGUGUAAGUUAGAAUCUUUCAGGCAUAUUAGUACUCACAGGAACUAUGUAAAACUUUCUUUUGAUCUUGUGUAGAAGUGUUAUCCCUUGUGCUGCUUCACUCGUCUCCACCUUGUGGAAAUAAGACAAUCUAGACUUAGUCAGAAAAUAUUAAUAAUAACCAUAGAACUAUUGAUAAUGUUGGAUGUUGUAGUUUUCAGUCUCAUAAUUAUUACUUAUGUGUGUUUGUGUAAGGCCAAAUAUUCCUCUUGAUCUUUGGUCCAGAAAUAGGCAGGCAGCCUUAUUUAUAUUAUUGUGAACUAACAGUAGCCAGCCUUUGUCAGUUUUAGUAUAAUUUCAACUCUAUGUGUGUCUGACUCAUAGUCAGAAUUGUUUUCUCUUCAUGGAUACACUGGUGAGUGUUGUACACAUGUGGUUGGUUGCUAGUCAAAUGGGCCCAAGUCCUGUAGGUCCCAGUAUUGAGUCCCCAAACUAACCUAAUCUAACCAUCAGGAUUGGGGCCCAUUAAGACUGGGGUCUAUUAGGUGUGAGCCCAAGUGACCAGUCAACACACAUGUUUUGUCUGCAGUAUAGAUAAUUAACAAUGGUGUCUUUCCUCCAUGUACUCUAGCAUAAUCUUUCUGAAAACUCAUUUGGAAUAGAUAUUUAUGCAAGAUGAUGAAGCUGGGUAGUUAAUCUUGACUGGAUCCACGGCAAUUUAUGAGAAUUUUUUUUUAUAAUUAUCAUAUUAUGUUUAGUGAGAUUGUGUUAACCAUUUGAUCUUCCAUCGUCAGCCUCAGUAACUACAAUACUGUACUCUAUUGUACAAUAAUCGGUAUACAGGUAUUUAAUGUUGAGACAGUUCUGUGCACACACACCCACGUUGAAAGUUCACUUUAUAUAUAUAUAUAUAAAUAAAUAUAUAUAUAUAUAUAUAUAUAUAUAUAUAUAUAUAUAUAUAUAUAUAUAUAUAUAUAUAUAUAUAUAUAUAUAUAUAUAUAUAUAUAUAUAUAUAUAUAUAUAUAUAUAUAUAUAUUGAUACAAAAUGUAAAUGGUUGCUUUGGUGUAUUUAAUUUCCUUAUGAAGACAUAAUUAUUGAGAACUUUGAACUUCGUGGAAUAAUGACAUUUUUCCAUAGGUGUGGUUUUGAUGACCUACUUUAUCACAUUAAUUCACACAGAAUUGGAUACAGUAUUAUUGUCAGAAAUUUGUACUUACAACAGUACAUUACCUUCGGAAUCAACACUUUAAUUAUACUUUAAUUAAUUGUUUGAAAAAUGGUAGACAAGAAUUUGGAUUGUUUAUAGGAAUAUUUAUAGCAGAAGUUGGUUCAGUAUUGUGUUGUCAAGUGUUUCACGUCACAGUGGGGGCUCAAGAGCAGUGUUGCUCCACCUGUGAUAGACUGGAGUACUGUACAGUACUGUACUCCAAGUGGAUUAUAGGUCAUAUAAACCCUUAUUCUUGAUAGGCUGCACCUAAUUUAACCUGACCUAGCCAUUAGGAUUGGGGUAUAAAGGGCUAUUGGGGUUAUGCCCCAUCUUAACGGCUUGGCUAUUUAGGGUCUGUAAGAACUGAACAGGGGAACAUUCAGCCAGUGAACACAUUGUCUUGUAUUAAGCUAAGAAUAAGGAUUAAUUUGGUUCUUUUUUGGAGGCUUAGGUAUGGUGCACCUCCCAGAUAAAUUUAUCUAGAGAAAUAUUGUAGCAUAGAGAUAACUAGUUGUGUUUGAAUUAGAUUAUCAACCACAAUGAUGGAAUUCUUUUGCCAAUAGAUGCAAGUUUUAUUUUUUUACAAAAAGAAAAAAAACAAAUAUAAUGCAAAAAAUACUGGAUGCCUGCAUAGUUUGGUUUAAAAGAUUAAGUCCAAACACCAGGUAAUUAUGCUUAUGUUUUUGUCAAUAUCUUUAUUUUCUUUAUUACAUGUGUCUUGUAGGUAUUCAGGAACUGUGUAAGUUAAACCUGAGGGUAUACCAAUGAGUGUACUGUACUGUAUACAGUAUUGAUUUAAAGUUUGCACGGUAUUAUCAGGCGGCCAACCAGAUUAUCGAGAACAAUUACAAUGUACAGUGGGUGUUCCUUGUGGAGGUUUUAAUUUUUACUGUCUGUAUAAAUUGAUGACUCAAGGAAGCAAUGAAAUCUGUAUUGUUGACAAUAGUUCAGGAGGAUUUAAAAUAAUAUCAGAAAAUAUAAUUACUUGUACAGUACAGAUUUUGUGUACAGGUAAUUAUAUUUUUAUCUUAUUGUAGAUCUGAAUAUGAAAGGCUGCAGAACAUUUAAAGCAUCAUUCAACAAUAUGGCUUUCAUCACUACACACAUCCUUCCCUUUAUGAGAAAACUAUUUACACUAUUACCAGCAACCUGUUGUUUUGUAGCAUAACUAUUUACACUUGAUAAUUAUCAGUGUUAUUCUUCCUUCUGAGAUGAAUAAGACACAAUUAUGUACAUUGUAGGAAAAUUUAUGUUUUUUAAAGAAAUUUUUGUUUGUUUUAAAGGAAAAUUUGGAAAACAAAAAUACAUCAAAGCUUAUUUCUUAAAAUGAUCAUAACAGACAUUUUGGGGGGGUCUGAAAAAAAUAUUAUUUUGGGGGGAAGUUGCCUGCAAGUAUUUUGGGCAUCAUUUCUGUAGCCCAAGUUGUCCUGAUGCAGAAGGUUGAUGAAAUGUACCAGACUUUAUGAAGACCUAUGGAUUGUUUCCCAUUAUUUUUUCCUCACUUGUUGCCUUGGUUGUGGGUUAAGUAGGCCCAGUUCUAAGAGGCUGGAGUCUAACCGAACUUAAUCUAACUUUUAGGGUUGAAUCCUUUAAGAUUAAUGGUAUCCUUUAGGACCUGGGACCUCUGACCUGCAACUGUGCACUGAGUUGAUUACUUUCAGAAAAGACAGUCCUUAAUAUGUAGGAGUUAAAAGUAGUGCAGGUACAUGAUAUUAUAUGUACUGGUGAUAUAUUUUACCAUUAAGUGUAUACAGUUGAAUGAUAAUGUUUCUCUUUCUUACAAGCCUAUUCUCACUAAGACACAGAACCAGAAUCAAGAUCAACAGGUACUCCUCCCCCUUCACUAGCAUUUAUUUCUUUUAUCUACCUUACUAAAUGGGUUCUGGUAUGGUGUUCCCCUUCACAACAUGACCUCAGCAUAUCUACGUACAUUAUCUAGUGUACCCUUUCUCUUUAUUAAUUUGUACUACAGGUACUGGAGUUUCAUUUAUAUAUCAAGGAUACAAAUUUUAUGUUUACAUUUUUUUCUUUAUACAGUACAGUAAUAGGAGAAAAUUGUGAAUCCUAAAGGUUAACGGAUUAUUUAAACUUUUGUCAGUUAAACCCUUUUUUCAACAUAUGAUAUUUUUAUGUUUUAAGAACAGUGAAAGAUUCCUUUUUUUGUUGAUGGAAAUAUGAUAUAAAUUUACUAGAGAUAAAACUACAGUACUGUAUUUAAUUUUAGUUUUGUAUCUCUAAACAGAAACAUUAAGACGACUAGUUAUUUUGUUCAGGGUUUUAACUAAGUGUUUAAGUACUGUAGAAGACCCAGAGAGGAUUUGAAGAGGCCAGGGAUGAAGAGGUCCAUGACUUAUGCAGUGUGCAGUAAGAUAGAUCAUCAAACAUACAGGAUGAACUACAGUGUUUCCUCCACUUACGAUGAGGUUCCGUUCCGACUAUCAGGUCAUAAGUCGAUCGAGUCGUAAGUCAAACCGACGAAAAUAAUACAUAGUACAGGUAAUAAUUGUAAAACUUUUACCUUUUUAAUACACAAACUGAGCGGGAUACGACGUGGAUGCUGUACACACGCGGCAGCGUGACACCCGAAGUUGUCGUAAGGCAUCGUUAGACAUUACGACCAAACGUCUAGAAUUCAAAAAUAUUGUAAAAUAUUUUAAUAUAAUAUAACAACAAUGACCAUCUAAAGUCCGGGUUGUCGUAAGUCACAUAUGUCGUAAGUCGAGGAGAGACUGUACAUUGAUUUACUGUGUUGAGAAGAAUUAGAAUACAGUUGUGUUCAGAGAUAAAUUAAGAUUGAGUUAAUAUUUAUUCUGUUGUCAGAUACAUGAAGACUUUACAAGAGAAACAAUCUGAUGUGACCCAUAUGUCAGUUGGCUCAAUCAGUGUGGCCAGCAGUCAGUUCUGAAUAAAAACCCUGGUUAUAUGAAGACCCUGUUUAUAACUUAUUUGAUAUAUCCCAGCUAAGUUACUGGCAUUGGUUGUAUCUAUGAAACUAUGAGUAUUAUAUGUAUUAAAUGCUGUACCUGUAUACGCUUAUUGUCACAUGCAUAAGACAGGCAAACAGUGACGUCUAUGGUAUCUAUUACUGCUGGUUGUGUUGUGUGAAUUAAAACUAUAUUUUAUUUAUGAUAUUGCAAUGUUUUAUGCUUUAAAUCCUUCAUCAUUUUAUUUAGUGCACUGAAGUGACAAAACUACAAGUUUGCUUCCAUCAAAAAUUCAGAAUCAGAUUUGGGUUAUCAAAGCGUGGAUCAUCAGCUCCAGCUUGUCAUUUGAAUAUGUAUAAGGAUCUUCAGAACCUGGUUCUUUAAAAUGUGGACUUUAAAGGGAGUUUAGAUUCAGUUUUCAGACAUUUGAAACUGAGUAUCUCUUGUUAGCUGAUAAAACAUGCCAUGACAUGAAAAAAUAACAUAUUAUACUUUAUAAUUAUAGGGGUAAAGGUGAAGGAUUGUUUUGAUUUAUGUGUAAACCCAGGAAUUUGUGAAUUACUGUAUCCAGAACUAAUCUAAAUCUGGAUUGUUGUUCAAAUUAGCCUCUUUUUUUUAAGUUAUUGCCACGACAGCUACAAUUCAUACAAUUCUUUUCAAUGGAGUAUAUAACCAAUAUCCUUUUACAGUGGUUUUCUUUUGUUCAUCCAAGUACCAACUUCAGAUUUAAACCAUAAUUCUCAUUCAUGUGUCACAUAACUAUGAGUAAGAUGGUAAGCUAGAGGGUUUAAGGCCUCAUUUACCCAUUACAGUACAUACUUGUUGUUCUAUGUUGUUGUAAAUUAUUUGUGUUGUCCUUGAGUCUCACUAACGUACUGGUGCACUACACGAGGCAAAUUUCAGCUGAACGAAACCAUGAGCCUGUAAUACUGUACAGUAUAUCAGUGCCCUUUAUGAGGCUAACUUCAGCUGAACAAAAAACCAAGUCUGUAAUGUAUUAGUGCACUUUAUGGGGCAAACUUCAGCUAAACAAGACCUUGUGUCUGUAAUGUACUGGUACAUUAUAGGAGACAAACUUCAGCUAAACAGGACCGUGUCUUUGGUAUGUACUGUUGCACUACAUGAGACAAACUCAUUUGAACAAGAUCUAACUCAUUGUGUAGCUUCUAGAAGCCUUCAUGGCUUACCAAGAGGCAAGUAGAACUUAUAAAGAGCCUCCAUAUACUAUAGCUUCCAAGAACCACUGUAGAAUUAAUGGAACAUAAACCAUAGAAGCAGCUACAAUGCUAACUGGAGUGUGAUUCCUUGGGUAGUAAGCCAACAUCCAAAGGUGACUUCUGAAGGUUGUAAAAGUUUCUGUGUACUGUUCUUAAAAGUUAAAUUAGCAUGUAUGAGCCUAAACUAGCUUAAAGGAACAUCUGAGUGGUUUAAAGGAAUGUACCAUAAGUCUACAAAACUUAAGUGAGAUUCUCUACUGUCAGAUUUGAUCCUUUUACUUAAAGGAAAUUCUGAGUGGCAUAAAGGAAUUACAGUUAUAAACUUAAAUUAGAAUCUGUAUUACUGUAUUGACCAUUUAAUGUGUGUAAGGACCUCAGAUGAGCCUGUGUUUGGGGAGGCUGAUAUAGGCCUAGUCCGACUGUGAUAUGUAAGAGAAUAGCAAUUUGUACCCACCAGGAACUCAUGGUUCUAAGGUUCAUGAUUAUAUAUACAGUAUAUUAAAAAAAUGCCACACGUUUGUAAAAUGGUGAUUGUGAUGGAAUGGAGGGAACUGUGGCUAUAAAUGAGUUAGUGUUUUCUUACUUUAUGAUUUUCCUUCACUUUUUUUUUAGUUUGGCAUGUGAAUGUAGUCUUUAAAAGUACACUGUACUGUAUAUUGUGUACAUUAUACGAGUUCAUGAUUUGGUUUAAUGUUUAUUUAGUCUUAACCAGGCAGCUAUACCAUUGGUUUAGGCCAUUUAUGUACAGGUAUAAUGGAUCUCUUCAUCAUAAUAAAAUGAAUAUAUAUUCGUGAAAAUCCAAUUAUAGUCAGCAUAUAUUUAUAUUCAGUUUUUAACAUUCGUUGGAAUUUAAAUUAAAGAUUUAUGGUAAUCAUGGACCUUAAAAAAAUAGACAUUAAAAUUAUGGUAACACCCUACAGUACUUGUAAAGAAACAGUUGUUGGAGUUUAAGCAUCGCUUUGUUCCCCAUGGCAGGGGUGAUGAUGGCUCUAAUGUAUAUAUUGUACUUGAAUAAAUCAGUAAACAAAAA
Messenger RNA from Homarus americanus (American lobster), 8207 nucleotides. RefSeq lists its product as uncharacterized. Bases 292 to 1548 code for a protein of 418 amino acids. The record is from RefSeq and is a predicted model, not a curated record. The transcript has a single exon. NCBI's taxonomy places the organism in Eukaryota, Metazoa, Arthropoda, Malacostraca, Decapoda, Nephropidae.